GUUGUCCAAGUAGUUUAUUUCUGCCUGACCCGCACAGUCCUUUAGCAUAUUUGUGCCCAGCCUUGGAGGCUUUGUCAGGAUGCCUAACAGUGGAGAGACUCUCACCAAACAGCCACAGGAUGAAAAUGCAGGCAGUGUUUCAGGAAGCCAUGAAAAUGGAAGCUUUCCAGAUGCCCAGAGUGUCUGCAGAGAUUCACUGCCCCAUUUGGAGGAGACCCAGGGUGAAGGCACAGAGCCAGCAGAGUCCCUGUGGACUUCCCUUGCUGAUGGCAGAGUCAGACUGAGAAUAGAUAACUCAUGUCCACAGACUCCCAUAACAGUUCAUCAGAUGUUCAAGGAGAGCCUGGAAAAAUACGGGUCCCUUAAUGCUUUGGCCAGCAAAAAGAAUGGAAAGUGGGAGAAAAUAACUUUUUCAGAGUAUUAUUGCCUCUCCAGGAAAGCAGCCAAGAGCUUCUUGAAGCUCGGUCUUGAACGAUUCCACAGCGUAGCAAUCCUUGGAUUUAAUUCUCCAGAAUGGUUCAUCUCAGCUGUUGGAGCUGUUUUUGCUGGAGGAAUUGUCACAGGAAUAUACAUAACCAGUUCUCCAGAGGCCUGUCACUACAUUGCUCAUGACAGCAAAACCAAUAUCAUGGUUGUGGAAAAUCAGAAACAACUGGACAAGAUAAUGCAGAUCUGGGAUCGCUUACCACACUUGAAAGCUGUUGUGCUAUAUAAGGACUCCCUUCCAGAGACACAUCCAGAUUUAUAUACGAUGGAGGAGUUCCUGGAGCUGGGACAUGACAUAUCUGAUGCUACUCUGGAUGAUAUUAUUAACUCUCAAAAGCCUAAUCAAUGCUGUGUGCUGAUAUACACCUCUGGGACAACUGGGAAGCCCAAAGGAGCCAUGCUGAGCCAUGACAAUAUAACCUGGACAUCAGCACACUGCAGCAGAGCAGCAGGUAUGCAACCUGCAGAGGUCCAGCAGGAGUCUAUAGUCAGUUAUCUCCCUCUCAGCCACGUCGCUGCACAGAUGUAUGACCUGUGGACUGGUAUCAAAUGGGGAGAGCAGGUCUACUUUGCUGAGCCAGAUGCUCUGAAGGGCAGCUUGAUCAACACACUAAAAGAAGUGCAGCCAACAGCUCACAUGGGAGUCCCCCGAGUAUGGGAGAAAAUCAUGGAGAAAUUAAAGGAUGCUUCUGCUCAGUCAGGAUUUGUGAAGAAGAAAAUGCUGUCAUGGGCUAUGUCCCUUAGCUUAGAGAGGAACCUGAAUGGCUCAAGCAGCAGUGACCUAAAGCAGCUCUGGACAAGGCUGGCAGACUACCUCGUGCUUGCAAAAAUCCGCAGUGCUCUGGGGUUUUCCUGCUGUCAGAAGCACUUCUGUGGGGCUGCUCCUCUCACCACAGAAACACUGUAUUUUUUCCUGGGUCUGAACAUCACCCUGUAUGAGGCCUAUGGGAUGAGUGAGACCACAGGCCCACAUUGCCUGUCUGGGCCUUAUAUUUACAGGCAGCACAGCUGUGGUAAACCAGCCCCUGGAUGCAGAGUGAAACUGGUGGACAAGGACACAGAAGGCAACGGGGAAAUCUGCUUCUGGGGAAGGACUGUUUUCAUGGGUUAUUUAAACAUGGAAGACAGAACAAAAGAAGCCUUCGAUGAGGAGGGUUGGCUGCAUUCUGGAGAUUUAGGAAAGCUAGACAAGGAUGGCUUUCUGUAUGUCACUGGAAGAAUUAAAGAUUUGAUUAUUACAGCUGGAGGUGAAAAUGUGCCUCCAAUUCCAAUUGAAGAUGCUGUUAAAAAAGAGCUCCCAAUUGUUAGUAAUGCUAUGGUGAUUGGGGAUAAAAAGAAGUUUUUGUCAAUGUUCCUGACCCUAAAGAGUGAGCUGGACCCAGACACAUCUGAUCCCACUGACAUUCUCACUGAGCAAGCCAGAGACUUCUGCCAGAAGAGUGGCAGUAAAGCCACCAAGGUGUCUGAGAUUGUAGCCACCAGAGACCGGGCGAUCUACGGGGCCAUCCAGGAGGGAAUCAACAGAGUCAACAGGAACGCCACCAACAGGGUCCACUGUAUUCAAAAAUGGAUAGUCCUGCCAAGGGAUUUCUCCAUUUCUGGGGGAGAACUAGGUCCAACAAUGAAGCUGAAACGGCUCACGGUGCUCGAGAAAUACAGGAAUGAAGUAGACUCCUUCUAUGAAGAGUAGGAAGUCUUUCAUCCAAGCAUUAAGAAAGAUCUGUGAGCAAAAGAAAGUAUUUUCUAAUCAAAAGCAUUAAUGGAGAUUUAUGCCUUUUUUGGGUCUGUAGUCUAUUGAACCAAACCACUAAAGCUGCUGUGUCAGUUUAGUUGUUCCUGAUACUCACCUGAUCAUUUGUCCCCUUUUUACAGAAGCAUCUACAGUGUGUCCAUUUUCUAAUACCAUUUUUACUUUAUGACCUAAAUGAUUAAAACAUCCCUCUGUGUUGUAUAAACUGGGUAUAACUAAUUAAUUCCUCUAGACUGAGAAACCAUUCUUUUAUAUAGUGAUUUUCCUAUUUUCCUUUUUCCCUGUUGUUCCACAGGCCAUUGCCCAUAGCUCAGGAUACAUUUUGGUAGUUGGCAGUACUGCUCAAUAAAACUGCCAGACCACUCCAGUGAGAAUUAUUUAAAAAAAAAAUAAAUCAAAAGGGCUGAAUUUCUUUUCUCCUCCUACACAGGAGUUUCUUGUUGUUCACUAACACAUUUCAGAACCUGAAGGCUUCUCCUCCAUUUCUGUAGUGGCCUCUGUGAAAACAGCAGCUCAUUUCUAAGUCCGUGUUGGAAUAAGCAUUACUAUUUCUCCUAAAACCAGAUAAUCAAAGCAGUUGGGGGAAUAGCUCCCCAGGACUGGAAGACAUAAAGCAGUAAAUACAGGAGCUGUCCCCUGGGAGUGCUGUUUAGAACAGACACUUCUCUCAGAUUGUUUACAGCGCUUUUCUUUAAGCAGUGUUUGUUGGCGUGGAUCUGCACGUGCCAACACUCCCAUUGUACUAAUUCUGGAGCUGCAUUUCUUCUUACCCCUAUGAAAAAUAAAUCAUGUUCCGUGGAGGACAUGCUUGGCACAGUUGUGUCAGGGGGGUGCUGUGAGUGACCCUUGGCAGGCAGCUACAGCCACUGUUCCCGAGAGGAAAACGUGAUGUGGAACAGGAGACUGUUUCCAUGGAAGUUCCACUGCCAGUCUCAUCUUGUAGACUUAAGAUUUGCUGCAAGUACCAAUAACCAGCUCAACACACAAGACAAGGCAGCAGCCUAGGAUUAUAAAAACAAAACAAGCAAGAGGACUUUGAAAAGUUUAUUCUUCCCCAUUUUGUGCGCAGUGGUCAUUCAGAGGUUCUUUAACAAUAUGAAUCUGAAGGAAACAAGGAAGCAGCAGCUUGUAAGACACGGAAAGAAACGUUGCCCUAUUCACCAAAAGCAGAGUGCCUGAGGAAUAAAGCUCCUCCAACAUGUUGUUAGACUGUAUAAAAAAGCUGGGAUGCUCACUUUGUAGAGCCACACGAGAAGUCGUUACUCAGAAACGAUUUCACCUUUGAAACAACCAGCCUAAAACAGUCUUAAUAGAUAUUACUCCACUUAGUGACUUUCUAUUAAUAGAAUUAAGCUUUAAGAAGCCUGGUUCUGGCAGUAGGGAUAAUCCUGUGCUAUACUAAUGAGUUUUAAAAUACACAUUUUCUCGUUGGGGGCACUGAUGGAAGAUACCUUUGGACAUACAGGUCAGAAUGACUCGUAUGACCAUCUGCACGUGAUGAAGGAGGGAGGGAAAAGAGUUGCUUUUGCACCUAUUAAGCUCAGAAAGCAAGGAAAAAAAAUAAGUCUUGGAUCCCCUUGAAUAGGGAUGAAAUGUAUUUCUGGAACAUAGGCACCAGAGCCAAACAGCUGAUCUGUCUUAAUCCCUUUAGGACCAGUCCCUUACAUUCACUUUUGGAUAAAAUUACCAGUCAAUACAGUAGAACACACUGAACAGACUAUGCAGAAAGCUACAACACAAAGAGCAUUCCAGCAGAAGUCAUGAAAUAUCUAGGAUAAAUCUGCAAAGUUAAUACUUUCACAAUAUAUGGCAGAGGUAAUUUUAUAUCAUUUACCCUCAUUAGAACUCCGUUGGAAAGGGUAUUUCAGAGAGGGAAAACUUGUAAGAAUUAUUGUGGUGUCUAGAUUUGAGAAAUAACUUUGCUUCAGCAUUAAUUCUCACCCUUUGCUAGUUAAUGGUUGUGGGCUUUUUUAAAGUACACAAAUAGAUUAAAUCUCUAGAAUUUUGUACUUCUUUAUUCAUGCCUUUGGUGGGCAGGGCUGUAUUUCAUCACCAGAGUAUCUAAUGUGGUUUUCUCAUUGCUUUUAACAUGAAAUUGCUAUUUUAAGUUAUUUUAUACCCGUUUCUGUUUCAGAAGGUCAUCUUGUGCUACUGUUAGGCUGAAAACCUUUUCAACUUCAGCAAGACCAAUAAAGCAGGUUUUAACCAUUAA
Messenger RNA from Pipra filicauda (Wire-tailed manakin), 4448 nucleotides. It is a transcript of the gene ACSBG1, whose product is annotated as acyl-CoA synthetase bubblegum family member 1. Lineage: Eukaryota; Metazoa; Chordata; Aves; Passeriformes; Pipridae. Gene Ontology annotation, molecular function: long-chain fatty acid-CoA ligase activity. The transcript is spliced from 14 exons. Gene Ontology annotation, cellular component: endoplasmic reticulum; membrane. The coding region runs from base 80 to 2176 and encodes 698 amino acids. The record is from RefSeq and is a predicted model, not a curated record.